AUGCUUCAGAGGCUGUGGAGGUGUCUAUCAUUAAUUUCUACUAGAUCGAUUCAAAGAAUGCCCGAAUACGCUGGUAAACUCUGCCUUGCUCCGAUGGUGAGAAGUGGAGAGCUCCCGACUCGGCUUAUGGCCUUAAAGUUUGGAGCUGAUUUAGUGUGGUCACCAGAAAUAAUCGACAAGAAAAUCAGAACGUGUUCCCGUGUCGAGAACAAAGAACUUGAGACCAUUGAUUUUAUCGAGACGGGGAAAAACGGCUCAAAAAACUCUUUGAUCUUCCGCACCAACCGAAAGUAUGAAGAAGGGAAAUUAAUCUUCCAACUUGGUUCAGCAGAUCCUGAUAUAGCUGUGGAAGGAGCACUAAAAGUCAUCCAAGAUGUAGAUGGGAUUGAUCUUAAUUGUGGAUGCCCGAAACCAUUUUCAACACACGCUGGCAUGGGUGCAGCUUUGCUUUCUAACCCAGAUCUUCUCUGCCUGAUCUUGGAGAACUUGGUGGAGAAGGUUGGUAAACCUUAUAGAAAGCCAAUUAGUGCCAAGAUUAGAUUAUUAGAUUCUAAAAGCGCCGAACCAAGUCUAGCGUUAAUCGAUAGACUUUGUUCCACAGGAAUCACAAAUUUAACUGUUCAUUGCAGAACAAGAGAAAUGCGCAACAGAGAAAGUCCAGUUCGGGAUUACGUUUCGCAAAUCUAUGAUCUCACGAACAAAAGAGGAGUUUCACUUGUCAUAAAUGGGGCGUUUCGGUGCAGAAAGGAAGCCGAACAAUUCAAGCAGUUCAUGGGUAACGACCAGAUAGGGAUAAUGAUGGCAGAGGCAGCAGAAUCCAACCCAUCGGUCUUCAGCAAGGAUCCAUUGGCAUGGAAAGAGGUUUUGGUAGAGUUUGUAAAAACUUGCAUCUCUUGUGAUAAUCAUCCCAGCAACACAAAGUAUAUUCUUCUCAAUCAGCUUCCAGGAAAGUCGAAGUAUUACCAACAACUCUGCAAACUCAAAAAGAACGAAGACUUUUUAAAGCUUGUGGAGAGUAUUGAGGAUGAUGGAACGAAAAUUUUCAUUCGGGUGAUGCAAAAAGAUCGUCUCUACGAUAAGGAAGAGCUCGAGACCAUUUUUGGUCCAAAGAAGCGUACUUUGAUUACGCCACCCCAAGAAGAAGCGAUGAUUCAUAAAAAGAAAAGGGCAGAAUGUGCUUAG
Clavispora lusitaniae ATCC 42720 is the source of this 1182-nucleotide messenger RNA. RefSeq names its product Smm1p (gene SMM1). Gene Ontology annotation, biological process: tRNA dihydrouridine synthesis. Lineage: Eukaryota; Fungi; Ascomycota; Pichiomycetes; Serinales; Metschnikowiaceae. Gene Ontology annotation, cellular component: cytoplasm. Gene Ontology annotation, molecular function: tRNA dihydrouridine synthase activity; flavin adenine dinucleotide binding. The record is from RefSeq and is a predicted model, not a curated record.